Prorocentrum cordatum is the source of this 1083-nucleotide messenger RNA. The record is from the annotation of a GenBank genome assembly. Lineage: Eukaryota; Dinophyceae; Prorocentrales; Prorocentraceae.
AUGUCCAGGAACGCCUCGAAGACGCAGUUUGCCCGGAUGGUGGGCGCAGAGUCGCGCGACCCGCACCAGGAACCGCACGACGCCGACUCGAGGAACUGGCCAGACACCGACAGCGAGUACGGCGACUACACCGCUAUCAAGAUGAUUUGUAGCACGAAGGACAUUCAGAGCUUCACCACAUUGAUGUUGCGCAACAUACCGGUUACUUACAAUGUGGGCGAGCUUGUGCAGGAGCUUGACAGUUCUGGCUUCGAGGGCAAAUUCGAUUUUUGCUACAUGCCCUGCGACUUCGUCGUUGGCAACAGCAAGGGGUACGCGUUCGUGAACUUUGAGUCGUUCACCGUCGCGUCGCGCUUUCAGAACACUUGGCAUGGGAGCCGGCGCUUCCCGAACCAUUCUUGCAACCGCACCGUGCAUGUGCUGGUGGCGCACAUCCAGGGCAGGGAGGCCAACAUGGCCAUGGUGUCGCACACUUUCGGUUCGAUCCGCAACCCAAACUUCCGCCGGCACGUGUUCAGCAAACGGGGCACCGAGCGCCCCAGCACGGGCGAGGCCACGCUGGCAGACUUGCCAACCACGGGGCCCCCAGCAGCGCGCCCGCAGCUCUGUGCCCCACCGGAGGGAGCAGGCCCGCAGGCGACGCCGCCAAGCCGGCCGCCAGGCAUGUUCCACUCAGCGUACGCAGGUGCGCCGCCACCAGUCCAGCAGCCGACGCUCGCGAUGACGCUGUCGAGCCGGCCGCCAGGCAUGCUCUACUCAUCAUGCGCGGGUGCGCAGCCACCGGCCCAGCAGCCGACGACCGCGAAGACGCCGUCGAGCCAGCCGCCUGGCAUGCCUUACCCAGCAUUCGCGGGCGAGCAGCCGCCGGCGCCAGUCCAGCAGUCGACGCCCGCGCUCUGGCCAGCCGUGCGCGGAGUCUGCUGCCAGCGCUGCGGGGCGGCCGACGCUUCUGGGGCUUCGCGCGGCGCAGCCAGCAGCAGCUCCUGGCCGCGGAGAGCCUGGUCACGCGGCCGGCGGGCGCCGCGGGCGUGGGCGCCUGCGGGGCUGGCCGCGGCCUUCUGGGGCCGCGUCGCGGCCAGGUGA